CUUUGACGGGGGAAAAUUUUGCAUAUUAGUGCAUUCCGCAACCAGGGUAGCGCAACGGAACGCCAACCGGACAUUUUGACUCCCGCAGAGCAUCGUAAGGGGGCGGGGCGGAAACCGUAUCCCGCACCGUCGCGCUGAACACAGAUAUUACCGGACUAACAUCCAGCACUUCCACCCCUAGCUAUCAGCGCCCAAAUUCACUCCCUCUAUCAUUUAGGAUAAAUCACCCAAUGUUACUUUUUGACUCCAGCCCCUGCCCUCGGACCUCGAAUAGAUACUACAUACACCUCCGCCUUCGAGAAUGGCGAGCCCCUCUCAGCAAGCCAACGGCACAUCCUCCAUAGAUCCAUACCAACAACUUCAUUCGUACUCAUUCACAGAAGACCCGGAAUUCAAACUCGGCCUCGCCGUCAUACUCCGUCAGCCAGGAACGCCAGCGACUGAUGAGCAGGUCAAUCGUACCGAUGACCUCGUCAUGAAAGCCAAAUGUUUCUACUUCUCCAGAAAACACUCCAUCCAGCCCCCUCUAGACCUCCUCGAAUACAAGGCCUGGCUACAAACGCACCCCGGCGAGUCUGAAUCUCAACCCCAACCCCAGCCCCAGCCCCAAGACCAACAGCUCCCCUCGGAGCCACCACAGUCCACGGCAGCGGGCCCCUGUUCCUCAGCCUCCGAGCAGCAACCACCACCACCACAAACAACAACGACGACGACAACGACAGCAGUAACACCUGCAAGUGAAGAAGAGCCUGCUUAUCCUUCCUCUUUCGCACACAUCGUCGAACUGAUCACAACAGGCCAACCGAUCCCCGGAAUCCAACAGAUCCCAGAUACAAUAUUAACGGGGCAGGAAGGUCCCACUACGGCUGCCCGGAGACGGAAGCCCUGGGAGAGACAAGGAGAACCUGGCGUACAAGGGGAGGAAUGCAAGGCACCCGAAGAAGCCUCGAGGGGAGAAGGACAAUGUCAUGAGCAAGAGGCGAAAGACGAGACGAAUUCCCGAGUUCUUCCAGGUCUCUCCUCGGAGCCGCUCCAGAACCCAUGAUGAUAAAUAUGAUUUUCCUUUUUGCUCCUACCAAUGGACAGGCUGGAU
Coccidioides immitis RS is the source of this 1093-nucleotide messenger RNA. RefSeq lists its product as uncharacterized. Lineage: Eukaryota; Fungi; Ascomycota; Eurotiomycetes; Onygenales; Onygenaceae. Bases 302 to 1045 code for a protein of 247 amino acids. The record is from RefSeq and is a predicted model, not a curated record. The transcript has 2 exons.